Messenger RNA from Cyphellophora attinorum, 978 nucleotides. Its product is annotated as Polysaccharide monooxygenase Cel61a. The coding region runs from base 1 to 978 and encodes 325 amino acids. The record is from RefSeq and is a predicted model, not a curated record. Gene Ontology annotation, cellular component: extracellular region. NCBI's taxonomy places the organism in Eukaryota, Fungi, Ascomycota, Eurotiomycetes, Chaetothyriales, Cyphellophoraceae. Gene Ontology annotation, molecular function: cellulose binding. The transcript has a single exon. Gene Ontology annotation, biological process: carbohydrate metabolic process.
AUGUCCGUCCUCGCCCUUCUGGCAUUCGCCGGCACAGCCCUUGCCCACGGCCACGUCUCAUCCUACACUGUUGGGGGUCAAGUCAUCCAAGGCGGCACCAACGGCGGCCUUUCAGUCAAUCCCCGCCCUAACACCCCGGCCUGGCUUGCCGCCAACAACGACAACGGCUUCGUCACCGAUGUCACCUCGCCCGACGUCAUCUGCCACAAGAGUGCCGAACCCGGGUCAUCGUCCUUCACCGUCGCUGCGGGAGACACCAUCACGUUACAGUGGAACACCUGGCCGGACAGCCACUCUGGGCCCGUGAUCGACUAUCUUGCUCCUGUCAAUGGAGGCUUUGAGUCCAUCUCAAAGAGCUCGUUGCUGUUCACGAAGAUCGCUGAAGCCGGCCUCUCAGAUGGGAAGUGGGCAGCCAACGAACUCAUCGCGAACGGCUUCAUGUGGCAGACAACCAUCCCAAGUUCAAUCGCUCCAGGCAACUACGUCCUCCGGCACGAGAUCCUGGCGUUGCAUGAGGCGCAGCGCGUUGGUGGAACUCAAUUUUAUCCUCAGUGCAUCAACAUUGAGGUGACUGGGAGCGGCACCAACACUCUCAGCGACGGCACCCCUGGCACUCAACUGUAUGGCCAGACCGAGCCCGGUGUGAUCUUCGAUAUGUACAACAACCCGACUUCGUACCCCAUCCCAGGUCCUGCUGUCAUGGCUGGCGGCAGCACUGGAGGCGGCAGCGGCGGUGGCAGCCCACCAGCGACCACAGCCACGGCUACAUCAGCUGCACCGACUGUUGCGGUGCCUACGACGACGCUGAGGACCUUGACUACUACUGCUGCGCCGGCACCUACUGGUGGCAACACUGGUGGCAGUGGUACGGUCCCCAAAUGGUCGCAGUGUGGUGGACAGGAGUACAAGGGCCCCACGAACUGUGUUUCUGGUACGACUUGUCAGGUGUUGAACCCUUACUACUUCCAGUGCUUGUGA